This is a messenger RNA of Boeremia exigua, 1099 nucleotides long. RefSeq names its product siderophore esterase-like protein IroE-like protein. Gene Ontology annotation, molecular function: hydrolase activity, acting on ester bonds. The coding region runs from base 111 to 1034 and encodes 307 amino acids. NCBI's taxonomy places the organism in Eukaryota, Fungi, Ascomycota, Dothideomycetes, Pleosporales, Didymellaceae. The transcript is spliced from 2 exons. The record is from RefSeq and is a predicted model, not a curated record.
CUUUUCUAUAACUCACGAGCGGUCUGUUAUUGUAAACACACAGAUACCGCCCAACAAGAGCUGGAACUCGGACACGUCCACAGAAAGCGAGCUUCACUUGAGCUUCAGUUAUGAAUGCAUCAAUUGGCGCAUGGACUUUUAGUCCACUGCUCACCGAAUUUCCGGCCACUGUGUUGCCAAACAUUGGUUUCUGGAGUGUCAGCAAUGGAACUUGGGAGUAUCAGAUCCAGCUCGCAUGGCCCCUGAACUGGACCACUACACUGGAGAGUGCUACUGUUGAGACGAUGUACGUUCUCGAUGGUAACGCUCAAGGCCUCUCGGCAACCGAAGCCAUCCGGCGUAGACGUCCCGUCGAAUUCAACCAACCCGACACGAUCGUUGUAUCCAUUGGCUACCCAGAGAGCAUCGAGGACUCGCCUUACAGCACAUCACGCUACAGCGACAUGCAGCCACCUGUCUGCGCCACCUGUCCACGCCCAACACAACCUGGCGUACCUUCCAACGCCGAUGGACUCAUCACUUUCAUCGAAACCGCUCUGCGCCCGUGGGUGCAGAAAACAGUGUUCAAAGAAGCGAAUUUCAACCGGGAUGCGCUCUACGGUCAUUCCUUUGCUGGCUUAUUCGUACUAUACGCUCUCACAGUCCGCCCUGAUCUUUUCGACACAUAUCUCUCUGCCUCGCCUGCUCUAUAUUGGAACGAUGACUAUGUCUUCAACCAAACAGAAUUUCUCGCGCCUCUCCUCACUAAUGUCACUUCUGCAAGCAAUAACACUAAGCCAGCAUUCCAAAUCAGUUAUGGCGGACUUGAACAAUUUCCCAAGCAGAGGAAGAGGGAAUCCGAUGAGGAGUUUGAGUUCAGGAAGAGCAUACUCGUGCCAAUGAGGAUGACCGAUUUGUCCGAAAGGUUGUAUGCAGACCUGGCGAAUAGUUUGGUGCUGAGGAAUGUUGACCUGAAUGUGUUCCCAAAUAGUUAUCAUGCAACAGUUGGGACUGCAGCGUUUAGUGACGGGAUUGAUUACUUUCUUGAUUGGUAGGUGGUAUCGACUUUGGAGAUGAUGGAACAAGAGCGAAAAUUCCAUCCAUGGCGAAGAAAUCAAAU